This is a messenger RNA of Chara braunii, 935 nucleotides long. Lineage: Eukaryota; Viridiplantae; Streptophyta; Charophyceae; Charales; Characeae. The record is from the annotation of a GenBank genome assembly.
CGGCGAGGCCCGGCUGCACUCUGGAGACUAGGGCAGCGGCGACCAUCGCUGCUCUUGGUCAUCCUAACUGCCCGUUAGGUUGCUUUGACCGAACGAUGGUGUAUGAUUCACCUGGCAGAUUAGAAGACGGCACAUGGGUGUUUGGUGCGUAAUAAGAUAUAUGGCGGCGCAUUUCUUACAAGUGGGGGCGAUGGCCUCAGUGGCACAACUACAACACGAUGCGGACGACUGGUUAUUCACCAUUCAGGAGGGCGGUGUGCGAUUGCGAGGGAUUGUGGAGGCUAUGUCAGCGAAGGGAAGGGAUUGGCGCGCGGUCGAAGGGGGGGGGACGGCGUUGCUGACCUGGACGGAAAACUCCAUGCAGGACAUGUUGGAGGUCAUUUGGGAACUGGAGGAAGGGUCGGAUCCCCGGCUGGAAGACCUCCUUGAUUGGCGCCAAGCAAAAACCCUCAUGCAGCGGUGUUAUGCGAUCUUUAGGGAGGGGCAGAAUCUGUACGAUGCGAUCAUGGCGCAGGCUCUUAUGAUGACAUCGCCUGCAACAACAACACCGGCGACCGUUUCGUCGACUAUACAUACAUCUGCGGCGGUGAUGCCGACAACAACGACACCAACAACAACGACAACAACGCCGGCACACGCGAUACCAAGGAUACAAGCUACAUCAGCAAAGCUGUGGACGGGCAGUGGCGGCGAUGGUGACAACAAAGACUUCGAUAACAACCACAACAACGACACAUGUGAAACACGCGACAAUAACGACAACAACGACAAUACUUACGCCAAUGGUGUCAGCAGUGGCAGCAGAGGUGAUGAUGACAACAAUGACACCGACAACAUCAACAACGAUGAUGACGUAUAAAAUAAUAAUGACAACAACGACAAUACUUCUUCGAUUCCCCCCUCUAGUGGUAGGGGGUUUUCCUUUGCAUUUCCAG